This is a messenger RNA of Microdochium trichocladiopsis, 435 nucleotides long. RefSeq lists its product as uncharacterized. Lineage: Eukaryota; Fungi; Ascomycota; Sordariomycetes; Xylariales; Microdochiaceae. Bases 1 to 435 code for a protein of 144 amino acids. The transcript is spliced from 2 exons. The record is from RefSeq and is a predicted model, not a curated record.
AUGCCUCCCAAGAAGGACUCGACUACCUCCGCUGCCGGCGAUGCCACCACACAUGAACCUCCUCACGCUCUACCUGCAGACUUGCCCCCGUCGGCCAAGACCCAGGGCGACUGGGCCAAGGUCGCCGAAAAGGCCGGCCUCAAGGACGAGAAGUCGGCUCGCGAGUCGUUCCGCCAGCUCUGCAAGAAGCACGGAUGGUACGAAGCCGCUCCUGGCAGCGGUGACCAGGCUGGCGCUGGUGCCACGCCCGCAAAAGCUCCUCGCAAGCGCGCCACGCCCAAGAGCAAGAAGGCAGUCUCCGCCGACGGCGAUGGCGAUGGCGUGACCGCAGAGCAGACGCCCACCAAGAAGCAGAAGCAGGCGGUUGUGGAUCAGGAGGAUGCCGACGAUGACAUGAAUGAGCUCUUCGACGUCACCGGUGCUUCGUACGCUUGA